AAAGAAUAAUUUGAGAUACAGGUACCAUUUUCUCUUUGCUGUUGUAGGAUGACUUUUGGUGCUUAGACUUUUAUCGAGAAAUACAAGACUCCUUCUUCUCUUUCUCUUUUUCUCUCUCUCUUUCUCUACACCGAGAGAAAAGCCAUGGAUAGGCUUCUAUCCUCCUCUUCUCUCCCUUCUCUCAAAACUAACCUCAAACCCAUUACUUUUCUCCCUCCAACCACUCGUUUUGGUUCCGCAAGAUUCAAUUUUCUCCCUUCAAAUCGUUGUUCCUUCAGGUGGGUCACCUCAAUUUCUCGCAACCAUGAAAACCCAUCUCCAUUUUUGUCUUCAACUCCCCAUUUCGUUAACCGGAUGAUGCAACCAAACAACCCACUUUCUCUAGUAACCAAUUCUAAUAACCCCAUAAUCGAACCCCAACCCCUCAAUCAGAUCAAUGCCAGCGAUUUCAGAAAACCAAAGGGAAUAACAGUUCAGACAUUUGUAAUACUCUCUGCUCUUAUUGUGCUCUUAAUUCAACCAGCUUUUGCUCCAGCAGCUUUUGCAACCUUUCAAAAUGCUGCCAAGACCGGUGGUCCUGCCACAACUGCCGUUGGUGGAAAACUUAUCCGCACCGAACUCCUAAGUAGUGCUUGGACUGGUUUCUUUGCCGGUUGCUUGCAUACAUUAUCAGGCCCCGACCAUCUUGCAGCUUUGGCUCCAUUGUCAAUCGGCCGCAGUCGAAUGGAGAGUGCUGCUGUUGGAGCCCUUUGGGGUUGUGGCCAUGAUGCUGGUCAGGUAAUCUUCGGCUUAAUAUUUUUGCUCCUAAAAGAUCGACUUCACAUCGAAAUUAUCCAAACUUGGGGCACAAGAGUGGUAGGCAUUACCUUGCUAGUAAUCGGUGCUAUGGGAAUUAAAGAAGCUUCAGAGGCUCCCACUCCAUGUGUUGCCUUAGAAAAUGGUGAAUGUGAUGUCAGCGCCUACGAAUCACUUGAUAAUCCUGUAGUAGGAAAGAAGAAGAUUGGUUUUGCAACUUUUGCCACUGGAAUAGUGCAUGGACUGCAACCAGACGCGUUAAUGAUGGUGUUGCCGGCCCUCGCUUUGCCUUCUCGCUUGUCCGGCGCUGCAUUUCUCAUCAUGUUCUUAUUUGGAACUGUUGUUGCAAUGGGUAGUUAUACGGUUUUUAUAGGAUCGUGUAGUGAGGCACUAAAGGAUAGAAUUCCUAGAAUAACAGAGAAACUCACUUGGGCUUCUUCUCUUAUAGCUAUAGCCCUUGGGUUUGCCAUCCUCAUUAGCCAGUUUUUUGGGUUUAGUUUGUAUUGAUACACUUCAAUCAACCAGUAACCUUUAUGAUGAUCAUUUUAUUGUUAAGAAAAAGUAGAGCCAUUAGAGAGAAAUUUUAUUGUUUGGAAAAAGUUCAUGAUUCAUGCAACAUGUUAUAUGGUUCCUGUCUAUUAAUUGACUAAGCUUAGAACUAUGUAGCUGUCACACUUUUAAGAUUUUAAUGGAUAAUGCAAUAUUCUGUUUAUGCA
Messenger RNA from Cicer arietinum (chickpea), 1511 nucleotides. RefSeq names its product chloroplast protein FOR GROWTH AND FERTILITY 2-like. The record is from RefSeq and is a predicted model, not a curated record. Lineage: Eukaryota; Viridiplantae; Streptophyta; Magnoliopsida; Fabales; Fabaceae.